AUGGCUCCCGCGUUGCUCACGGCUGUCGACUCGACAGAUCACGUCCACCUCAUCAUCGGCUCCAACCCGCUCGCCGGUGCCCGCUGCACACGCGCUCUCGAGGUCGGCGCCAGACCGGUCCUCAUUGCUCCCGAAGAUGCAAGCAUACAUUAUGGUCUCAUGAAGCGCAUCGAUGACGGGGAAGUCGCGUGGGUCAAGCGCGACUUCGAGGACAUCGACUUGACAACGUUGGGCAGGGAAGAGGUUGAUCGGGUCGUGGACGCUGUCUUCGUAACGCUGGGUGGCAAGACCGCUCUGAGCACCCACAUUUCCACGCUGUGCCGACGCCUAAGAAUCCCGGUCAACGUCGCCGAUGCGCCGAAUCUCUGUACCUUCACGCUCCUCUCCACGCACACGGAUGGUCCGCUACAGAUCGGAGUGACAACCUCUGGCAAGGGCUGUAAAUUGUCCGCGCGCAUACGCCGAGAAAUCGCAGCUUCUCUGCCUUCGGAUCUCGGCCAAGCAGUUGACAGGCUUGGUGUCAUGCGGAGGAGGAUCUGGGAGGAGGACCACGCCGCGGAGCUGUCCAUGGAUCCUGAGGCCGAAGAGGACGACGCGGGCCAGAGCGCGAACUUCAACAAAUUGGUGACACCCGAGGAUGCAGAGGCUGCGCGCAGUCGGCGCAUGCGCUGGCUGGCCCAGAUCUGUGAAUACUGGCCCCUUCGCCGGUUAGCAGGCAUUACGGACGAAGAUGUGGAGGCAGUCUUGCGCAGCUACUCAAACUCUGAGAGCUCUGGUCUCAGCCCGGGCGCAGUGGAUCAGCGCCGCAGAAGAGGCCGCAUUAUCCUUGCCGGCUCCGGUCCUGGCAAUCCUGAUCUCCUCACGCGCGCUACUUACAAGGCCAUCAUUUCCGCCGACCUCAUCCUGGCCGACAAGCUCGUUCCUGAGCCCGUCCUCGCCCUUGUCCCUCGCCGCACGACCGUCUUUAUCGCCCGCAAGUUCCCCGGCAACGCCGAUAAGGCGCAAGAAGAGCUGCUCCAGAUGGGCCUUGAGGGCUUGCAGGCGGGCAAGACGGUCGUGCGUCUCAAGCAGGGAGAUCCUUACAUCUACGGCCGCGGUGCCGAGGAGUACGAUUUCUUCCGCGCUCACGGGCACAUCCCGAUCGUGCUUCCCGGCAUCACGUCCGCCCUCAGCGCUCCUCUUUUCGCAGCCAUCCCCCCCACACAUCGCAGCGUUGCCGACCAAGUCCUUAUUUGCACUGGCACUGGCAGAAAAGGCGCUGCCCCCGACCCGCCUGCGUACGUGCCGACCCGGACUGUCGUUUUCCUGAUGGCGCUGCACAGGUUAUCCGCGCUUAUCGACAGCUUGGUGCUCGACGAGGCGAAGAAGUGGCCGAAGGAGACACCCUGCGCGGUGCUCGAGCGCGCGAGUUGUCCCGAUCAGCGCGUCAUCAGGACGACGUUGGAGUACGUUUGCGCUGCGAUCGAGGAAGAGGGAAGUAGGCCGCCGGGUCUACUUGUCGUGGGCCUGGCAUGCGAAGUUUUGUGGAAGGGAGGCCAGAAGUGGGUCGUCGAAGAAGGCUUCAAGGGAUUUGAGGAGCUGAGCGUGGAUGGCGAUCUGGAGAUGUUGAAGGGAGCCGAGGCGGUUGUUGCUUGA
Molecule: messenger RNA, 1635 nt
Organism: Diplodia corticola
Lineage: Eukaryota; Fungi; Ascomycota; Dothideomycetes; Botryosphaeriales; Botryosphaeriaceae
Product: siroheme synthase
Exons: 2
Coding region: 1-1635 (544 amino acids)
Biological process (GO): sulfate assimilation; siroheme biosynthetic process
Molecular function (GO): uroporphyrin-III C-methyltransferase activity
Source: RefSeq, a predicted model, not a curated record